AUGUUCAAUAAGAAAUAUGAAAAAGAAUUGUACAUCAUGUUUUGCUUCGUAAUUCCGACGGCAGUACCAGUUAUAUUUUGGGGUGAAACGUUGCUGCAUGCGAUUUUAACUCAAUGCUUCAUACGCUACGUGCUGGUCCUUAAUGGUAUUUGGUCCGUCAACAGUUUUGCACAUCUUUGGGGCCAUCGUCCAUACAACAGAGUGAUCAAUCCUGCAGAAAACUCCAUAGUUUCUUUGGUGUCAGGCGGUGAAGGCUCUCACAAUUAUCACCACACGUUCCCCUGGGACUACAAGGCUUCUGAAUGGCCAUACAUGAGAUUCAAUUUCACCACAUUAUGGAUUGAUGCAUUUUCAAAAAUGGGAUGGGCGUAUGAUCUCCGAGAAGCAUCACCUGCCUUCGUGAAGAAAGUUAUCGGAGAAAUUGGUGAUAAAUAUAACGAAUCGUCCCUAAUUCAUUAGGACGAUUAAAAUGCAAUUGAUACCUGAAAUACAUCAGAAGCAUCAAACAUGUUGUAGUAUUUCAAUAAAAUCUUUGAUAUUCUGAA
Messenger RNA from Neodiprion fabricii, 545 nucleotides. RefSeq names its product acyl-CoA Delta-9 desaturase-like. Gene Ontology annotation, cellular component: endoplasmic reticulum membrane. Gene Ontology annotation, molecular function: stearoyl-CoA 9-desaturase activity; iron ion binding. The transcript is spliced from 3 exons. Bases 1 to 459 code for a protein of 152 amino acids. The record is from RefSeq and is a predicted model, not a curated record. NCBI's taxonomy places the organism in Eukaryota, Metazoa, Arthropoda, Insecta, Hymenoptera, Diprionidae. Gene Ontology annotation, biological process: unsaturated fatty acid biosynthetic process.